Molecule: messenger RNA, 2427 nt
Organism: Oncorhynchus tshawytscha (Chinook salmon)
Lineage: Eukaryota; Metazoa; Chordata; Actinopteri; Salmoniformes; Salmonidae
Product: angiopoietin-related protein 1
Exons: 6
Coding region: 459-1913 (484 amino acids)
Biological process (GO): cell surface receptor protein tyrosine kinase signaling pathway
Source: RefSeq, a predicted model, not a curated record
AGAGUUAGCUUUGAAAUGUUUUUUUUUUUUUGCAUUGAACUUUAGCUCUGGUCGUUGUGCAGAUCAAACGCAUGGAUAGUGCCGGUAAAUAAAGUGCUCACAUUACGUAUUUUGGACUAACGAAACGACAGCUCGCUAAUUCAGAGAAAAGUUCAUCGGCACUCUAGUACCAUAUUGACUUUGACAUUCAGUAACCAGUUUGUGAGGCCAGAGAGAGAGAGAGAGACAGAGAGACCAGUACUAAGGAGAAGGCAGGAGAGUGAAGAGCAUGCCGCUAUACAGGAGCCACAACUGAGACUGAGACAUCGGCCCCCACAAGCCUCUGACAAGCACCAGCAGAAGAAGCAAACAACGUUGAGACGCACAGGCUGUCUUCACACAUAGCUACAGGUGCAACAGUGACACAGCCGUCAGCUGUAGAGGAACGGAAGAAGAGAAGAGUAACCAAGAGACUGACCAUGGGGCCCAGAGCUUUAUGUCUGUUUGUCCUGCUUGGGCUGUCUGUCUGGGGCAGCAGUGAGAGCCUCAGAUCCCCCAUUCUGACCCGGAGACGGAGGGCCCCAGAGGACACAGGAGAACCACCCAAAAAGUGCUCGUACACCUUCCUGGUCCCUGAGCAGAAGAUCAUAGGGCCCAUCUGCGCCAGCCGGGGCCUACACACGGACAAGGAUCGCGUGACCCGCCUGGACGUGGCGGCAGUGAGGGACCUGCUCUCCAAACAGAGACGGGAGAUGGACAACCUGAAGCUGGUGGUGGAUGUGGACGGGAACAUGGUGAACGAGAUGAAGCUGCUGAGGAAGGAGAGCAGGAACAUGAACUCCAGGGUGACCCAGCUUUACAUGCAGCUGCUUCAUGAGAUCAUCAGGAAGAGAGACAACUCUCUGGAGCUGGCUCAGCUGGAGGGACGCAUUCUCAAUGCCACAGCAGAGUCCCUACGUCUGGCCGCCCGCUACCGCGACCUGGAGGUCCGCUACGCCACGCUCUCUGCCAUGGUCAACAACCAGUCGGUUCUGAUUGGUGCCCUGGAGGAGCGCUGUCUACAGGUGUAUGGCCGGCGGCAGGAGCAGCCUCCUCAGGGCCCACCGCUGGUACAGGUAGUGCCGGAGAACAUACCGGUUAGCAUCCCAAGGUUCACCAACGAGAUCCAGAGGGACCAUAGCCGGGCGUUCCCCAGAGACAGGGGCUCCCGAGUGGGGCCGGCACCCACAGGAGGCACCCUGGAGCUCCGGACGGCUCCGCAGGGCAACUUCAGCGCAGAGGGUCCUUUCAGGGACUGUCUUCAGGCGCAGGAGGCUGGCCAUAGCACCAGCGGUAUGUACCUGCUGAAACCUGACGAGGCAGAGAGGCCCAUGCAGGUGUGGUGUGAGCAGGGCCUGGACAACGGAGGCUGGACUGUCAUCCAGAGCAGGAGGGAUGGCUCCGUCAACUUCUUCAGGAACUGGGACGCCUACAAGAAUGGAUUUGGCAACAUAGACGGUGAGUACUGGCUGGGGUUGCUUGGGAUCUACAACUUAGGGAAGCAGUCUGACUACAGACUUCUAGUGGAGCUGGAGGACUGGGUGGGGAAGAAGGUGUAUGCUGAGUACAGCAGCUUUCACCUGGAGCCUGAGAGCGAGGGCUACCGCCUGAGGCUGGGCACCUAUCAGGGAAAUGCUGGUGACUCACUCAGCAGCCACAACGGCAAGCAGUUCACCACACUGGACCAAGACAAGGACGCCUUCUCAGGUAACUGUGCACACUUCCAUAAGGGAGGCUGGUGGUACAACUCCUGUGGCCAGGCCAAUCUGAACGGUGUUUGGUACUCCGGUGGGGUCUAUCGCAGCAAGUUUCAGGACGGAAUCUUCUGGGCGGACUAUGGCGGAGGAUUCUACUCUAUGAAGGGAGUCCGCAUGAUGGUCAGACCCAUAGACUGAGACUAGAGAGGGAGAACCAUGACCAUCUUAACCCUCAACCGACACAUGUACAGUACUGCCUAUCUCAAACCCACUCACAGACAUUGACUACACACAUUGUGUGACCUCAUUGUGUGAGGUGGCAUAGUAUUUCACAUGUGAAGCUAAUUUGCAGGCAGAUGACAGGUUUUUCCUGCAGGCCUAGAGACCCUCAGCACUUCCUUUAGAAACUACUCAUAUCCAGGCAUCACUGGCAGCACUAGAAUUAGAGCAAGGAGUACCAGACAUAUCAGUUACAAUGGAGAAGAAAUCAAAACAACUGACCUAUGGUAUGGCAUUGAUACUGUAUGUCCAUUCUAGACACUAGAGGUAAAAUGUUGCCUAUUUUAGAGGUGUGUAAAUAUCUUUAGUUGUAAUAACUUCUUAAGAAAGCAUUCAAUCUACUUUGUUCUAACUUCUCCAUCUUCUGAUGCUUUUAUGAUUUCUUUUUUAUAUGUUUGAAAUAAACCAGGCGCCAAGGUGAAGCUGUAACUCA